AUCAUGUCCAUUCUCAACCUCUUAGAACCAUCAACAGAGCAUGAACCACUGAAUUACCUCAAGCACCCCCAUUUCAGAAAAAAGCUCCAUUUCUGAAUGUUCCUUCUUUGACGAUCAACUUAUUCAAUGGCGUUUGUUUUGGUGGGUUUUCUCCAAAAUCCCAUUUUCUCGCACUUGGCUUCUGCUUCUCUCCACUUAGCUUUAUUACUAGUGUUUCUUGUCUCUUGGGCGUGGAAAAAGAUUUCCCUGGGUACGAGAGAUGAUUCCAAAGAGAAACUUAAGAGCACUCAGUAUAAGAGGACUCUGUUUUGUAGUCUUGGUGUUUCUGCAUUUAACCUUGUCCUGUUUCUACUCUAUUGCUUAUAUUGUUAUGGACAUGAUUGGUCUGAUGAAAAGUUGGCGACCCUUUUGGAUAUGGCGCUUAAAUCAGUAGCUUGGGGGAUUGUUGGUGCUUCUUCGCACACAGGAUUCUUCAAUUCAGGUGAAAGGAGAUUUCCAAUUUUCUUCAAAGCUUGGUGCGCUUUCUACCUCCUUAUUUCAUGUUACUGCUUUAUGCUGGACGUUAUUCUCCAUCUUAAACACUUUUCAAUACCACUUCUUCAGUAUUUAGUUUCUGAUGGCGUCUCCUCCUUUGUGGGUGUAUUCUUUUGCUACGUGGUGCUUAUGGUGAAAAAUGAGAGCGAAGACAUCCUUCUUCGAGAACCUCUUUUGAAUGAUGAUACUGAUGUUAGAAAUUCACCAGAGUCAAAUAAGACCAAGGGGGAGGAAACUGUUACUCCUUACUCUAAUGCUGGAGUUUUCAGCAUUCUUAGCUUCUCUUGGGUGGGUCCUCUGAUUGCUGCUGGCAGAAAGAAGACUUUAAACCUCGAGGAUGUCCCACAACUAGCUACUUGUGAUAGUGUAGUUGGAGCUUUUCCAGCUUUUAGGAAUAAACUUGAGGAUGAGUUGGGUACAUUAAAGAGAGUAACCACAAUUAAGCUGGUAAAGUCAUUAAUACUCUCAUCUUGGGAAGGUAUAUUAGCAACAGCUAUUGUUGCACUUUUGAACACACUGACUUCUUACGUUGGUCCAUAUCUCAUUGACACUUUUGUUCAAUACCUCAAUGGCAAACAAACAUUUAAGGAUGAGGGAUAUGUACUGGUGGCCGUGUUUUUGGCAGCAAAGCUUAUAGAGUGUUUGUCACAUAGGCAAUGGUUCUUUAGGUUGAAGAGAGUUGGAAUAAAGAUCCGAGCACUGCUCGUGACGAUAGUCUACAGUAAAGAGUUGACCCUUUCAGGUCAGUCCAAGCAAGGCCACACAACUGGUGAAAUAAUCAAUUUCAUGACAGUUGAUGCUGAAAGAGUUGGAGACUUUGCUUGGAACAUGCAUGAUCCAUGGAUAGUAAUUCUGCAAGUAGCAUUGGCCAUGUUUAUUUUGUAUAGAAAUCUCGGGAUGGCUUCGAUUGCAGCUUUUAUUGCAACUGUUGUUGUAAUGUUCACAAAUGUUCCUUUUGCGUCAUUGCAAGAAACAUACGAAGACAAGUUGAUGGAGUCAAAGGAUAAAAGAAUGAAGGCCACAUCUGAGAUUUUAAGGAAUAUGAGGAUUCUAAAACUACAAGGAUGGGAAAUGAAGUUUCUGUCUAAGGUUAUUGAACUGAGGAACACAGAGCAAAGCUGGUUAAGGAAAGAUGUCUAUACUUCAGCCAUGAUCACUUUUGUCCUAUGGGGUGCCCCCGCAUUCGUAUCUGUGGUUACAUUUUGCACUUGUAUACUCAUGGGGAUCCCACUUGAAUCAGGAAAGAUCUUAUCUGCGAUUGCAACAUUUCGAAUGCUUCAAGAGCCAGUAUAUAGGCUUCCAGAGACAAUUUCCAUGAUAGCACAAACUAAGGUAUCUUUAGAGAGGAUUGCAUCAUUCCUUCGUCUUGAAGAGCUGCAGUGUAAUGUUAUAGAAAAGAUUCCAAAGGGUAGAUCUAACAUAGCUGUUGAAGUAGCCAAUGGUAAUUUUUCUUGGGACUUUUCAUCUCCUACUACAACGUUAAAAAGUAUAAAUCUCACAAUCCUUCAAGGCAUGAGAGUUGCUGUUUGUGGUACUGUUGGUUCAGGCAAGUCUAGUCUAAUAUCUUGUAUUUUGGGAGAAGUUCCAAAGAUAUCAGGAAACUUAAGAGUGUGCGGAACUAAGGCAUUUGUUGCUCAGUCUCCAUGGAUUCAAAGUAGGAAGAUCGAAGAGAAUAUAUUAUUUGGUAAGGAGAUGGAUAGGGAAAGAUAUGAGAAGGUUCUUGAAGCAUGCUCCCUGAAGAAGGACCUUGAAAUUUUGCCAUUUGGUGAUCAGACUAUUAUUGGAGAGAGGGGAAUCAAUUUGAGUGGUGGACAGAAACAGAGAAUACAAAUUGCACGGGCUCUUUAUCAAGAGGCUGAUAUAUAUCUAUUUGAUGAUCCCUUUAGUGCUGUGGAUGCUCAUACGGGAUCCCACCUCUUUAAGGAAUGUUUACUUGGCCUUUUAAGUUCGAAGACAAUUAUUUAUAUCACUCAUCAAGUAGAGUUCUUGCCUCCAGCUGACCUUAUCUUGGUCAUGAAAGAUGGGGAAAUUACUCAAUGUGGAAAGUAUAAUGAUUUACUUGACUCUGGGACCGACUUCAUGGAGCUUGUUGGAGCACAUAGAAAAGCUUUGUCUGCACUUGAUUCAUUUGAUGGAGGGGAAGCGUCUGAUAAAUUAUGUGCAAGAAGUAGAGAAGUAAAUAUUUCUAAUGCAAAAGUUACAAAUGAAAAAAAGGAAGAUAAAGAUAGGCAAAUUGGAAAAACAAAUGGUGUAGUUGAACCAAAAGGUCAGCUCAUUCAAGAGGAAGAAAGGGAGAAAGGUAGAGUUGGGCUUUCAGUCUAUUGGAAAUACAUCACAACAGCAUAUGGAGGAGCUCUUGUACCAUUUAUAUUGUUGGCUCAAAUUCUGUUUCAACUUCUUCAAAUUGGAAGCAAUUAUUGGAUGGCCUGGGCAACUCCCAUUUCAUCAAAUGUAAUAGCACCUGCUGGAACCUUUAUGCUUAUGAUUGUCUAUGUUGCUUUGGCCAUAGGAAGUUCUUUCUGCAUCCUUUCCAGAACAAUGCUCCUUUCUACUGCGGGUUAUAAGACUGCAACUCUACUUUUCAACAAAAUGCACAAUUGCAUUUUCCGCGCGCCUAUGUCAUUUUUUGAUGCCACUCCAAGUGGAAGAAUCAUUAGUAGAGCUUCUACAGACCAAAGUGUAUUGGAUACAAACAUUCCUUAUAAAUGUGGAUCAUUUGCAUUCUCUUCAAUUCAGCUUUUAGGAAUUAUAUUAGUGAUGUCUCAGGUUGCAUGGCAGGUUUCCAUCAUCUUCAUACCUGUAAUAUCUAUGAGCAUUUGGUGUCAGCAAUACUAUUUACCAACAUCUCGAGAACUAUCACGGAUACUUGGACUUUGCAAAGCUCCAAUUAUUCAACACUUCUCUGAAACAAUUUCAGGAGCAACAACUAUCAGAAGCUUUGAUCAGGAGUCAAGAUUCCAGGAAACAAAUAUGAAAUUGGUGGAUGAGUAUUCUCGUCUGAAUUUCAAUAUUGCCGGCACUAUGGAAUGGCUCGUCUUCCGCUUGGAUAUGUUGUCUUCAAUCACAUUUGCUUUUUUCUUGAUAUUCCUGAUAUUUAUGUCCAAGGGAGUGGUAGAUCCAGGCAUUGCUGGAUUAGCUGUUACAUAUGGACUUAACCUGAACUUGUUACAAGCUUGGAUGAUGGUGGAUCUUAGCAAAAUGGAAAAUAAAAUUAUAUCAGUGGAGAGAGUAUUACAGUACACUUGCAUUCCAAGUGAGCCUCCCCUUGUAAUAGAAGAAAAUCGACCUUAUCUUUCAUGGCCUUCACAUGGAGAAGUUGAUAUUAUUGAUCUACAGGUUCGUUAUGCCCCACAUUUACCACUUGUAUUGCAUAGCAUAACAUGCAAAUUCCACGGAGGAAUGAAAACUGGCAUAGUAGGGAGAACAGGAAGUGGUAAAACAACUCUCAUACAAACACUUUUUAGGAUCAUUGAGCCGACUGCCGGGAAAAUUGUGAUUGACGGAAUUAAUAUCUCGUCAAUUGGACUUCAUGAUUUGAGGUCCAGGCUUAGCAUUAUUCCUCAAGAUCCAACCAUGUUUGAAGGCACAGUGAGAAGUAAUCUAGACCCUUUGGAAGAGUACACAGAUGAACAAAUUUGGGAGGCUUUGGAUAAGUGCCAACUUGGAGAUGAAGUUCGAAAGAAAGAAGGAAAGCUGGACUCUGCAGUUAAUGAAAACGGUGAGAAUUGGAGCAUGGGUCAGAGGCAAUUGGUGUGCCUUGGUAGGGUGCUACUUAAGAGAAGUAAGGUGUUGGUGCUUGAUGAAGCUACUGCUUCGGUUGAUACUGCCACUGAUAAUUUGAUUCAGCAAACUCUUCGACAACACUUCUCUGACUGUACUGUCAUUACCAUUGCACAUAGAAUAACUUCUAUUCUUGACAGUGAUAUGGUUUUGCUUCUUAAUCAAGGACUCAUUGAAGAGUAUAACUCACCAGCAAAAUUGCUAGAGGACAAGUCAUCUUCAUUUGCUCAACUUGUUGCAGAAUAUACCAUAAGAUCCAAGUCCAGUUUAGAGUGAUGGUCUUAUCACUGAACAAGACGAGGCAGUUUCCAGAUGAUGACGAGAAUUUGAGGAAAUCAGCCAAACACAAUGAAUUGGUUAAUGUGAAAUUUGUUAUGACUCAAUUAAAUAAUGUUAACCUUCUAUGGCUGUUUGUAUUGUUUUUUAUUAGGCUGUUUAUUUAGAGCAAUGUAUGUAUGGAAAGCUAACACUUAUGAAAGAUAGAAAGAAGAUAAUUAUUUGGAAUACUUCAUAAUAAUCAUCAGUUGUUGAAGUCGUAUGUAUUCUUCCCUUCGUCGUUUAGGGGAAUAAAAAUUAGUUUGUGUAAUUGUAAUAUAGUUAAAAAUUAUCACUUAAUUUAUUAUUUGUUUUGAUUCAA
This is a messenger RNA of Prosopis cineraria, 4951 nucleotides long. Its product is annotated as ABC transporter C family member 3-like. Gene Ontology annotation, molecular function: ABC-type transporter activity; ATP hydrolysis activity; ATP binding. Gene Ontology annotation, biological process: transmembrane transport. Lineage: Eukaryota; Viridiplantae; Streptophyta; Magnoliopsida; Fabales; Fabaceae. Bases 127 to 4590 code for a protein of 1487 amino acids. The transcript has 10 exons. The record is from RefSeq and is a predicted model, not a curated record. Gene Ontology annotation, cellular component: plant-type vacuole; vacuolar membrane.